Molecule: messenger RNA, 1196 nt
Organism: Cicer arietinum (chickpea)
Lineage: Eukaryota; Viridiplantae; Streptophyta; Magnoliopsida; Fabales; Fabaceae
Product: probable methyltransferase PMT19
Cellular component (GO): cytoplasm; endosome; trans-Golgi network
Molecular function (GO): methyltransferase activity
Source: RefSeq, a predicted model, not a curated record
UUUAAUUUAAUUUUUCAAAGAUGGGCUAUAUCUAAGGGAGAUUGACAGGAUUUUGAGACCUGGUGGAUUUUGGGUACUUUCUGGACCACCUAUAAAUUGGAGGGUAAACUAUAAAGCAUGGAAAACAGAGGAAAAAGUGUUGGAAAAGGAACAGAACAGUUUAGAGGAACUUGCAAUGAAACUGUGUUGGGAAAAAGUUGCUGAGGAAGGACAAUUUGCUAUAUGGAAAAAAACCUAUUAAUCAUAUUAAAUGCAGGCAAAAAUUGAAUACUUUGAGUUCUCCAAAGUUUUGCAAUUCAUCUGACCCUGAUGAUGGAUGGUAUACCAAAAUGACACCAUGCAUUUUUCCUCUUCAAAAAGUGAAAGAUAUCAACAAAACAUCUAGUGGUGUUCUUGAGAAAUGGCCUAUGAGAUUAAAUGCUUUACCACCAAGAAUAAAAAAUGAGAAUGAUAAUGGUUUCACACUUAAAGUAUAUAAUGAAGAUAAUAAGAUAUGGAAAAAGAGAGUAUCUUAUUAUGGUGCCAUGCUCAAAUCACUAUCUUAUGGUGGAUAUAGAAAUGUUAUGGAUAUGAAUGCUGGAUUUGGUAGAUUUGCAGCUGCAAUGAGGAAAUAUCAAGUUUGGGUUAUGAAUGUUGUUCCCUUUGAUGCAAAAAGCAACAAUCUUGGUAUUAUCUAUGAAAGAGGACUUAUUGGAACUUACAUGGAUUGGUGUGACAUUACUGAUAUUAUUCUUGAGAUGCAUCGAAUUCUUCGUCGUGAAGGAACUGUUAUUAUUAGAGAUUUCAAAGAUAUAAUUCUAAAAGUAAAAGAAAUAACAGAUAGAAUGAUAUGGGAAGGAGGAACACUUGUCAAAGAUGAUGAUCAUAAUGGAUCAUCUCAAGAAAUGAUUAUGAUUUUCAAUAAUACCAACUAGUAAUUGAUUAAUUUGUUAGCUUUGGAUAGUUAACUUUUUCUUAAUCUUUGUUUUAGUGGAUUAUUAAACUUCAAAUAUGUAUGGUUAAAAUUCAAUUAAUUACAAAUUAGAAAUUUUGGGAAUAAGUGAUGUUUGCAUAGUUUUAAUUUGCAAAGCACAUAUCAAGAUGAGAUGCAAUAGAUACUUUUAUUUGAAAUUCCAAGACUUUGGGCAAUCUAAUGUUAAGUGGUCUUAAAUUUCUAAUGGACUUUUUUUUAUGGGGAGAUAUAUUUUUGUGUUGUC